Messenger RNA from Podarcis lilfordi (Lilford's wall lizard), 32954 nucleotides. Lineage: Eukaryota; Metazoa; Chordata; Lepidosauria; Squamata; Lacertidae. The record is from the annotation of a GenBank genome assembly.
CUGCGAUGCAUACCCCAGGCUUUUUGCUGCCAUUGAGGAGAGAACAAGUCCUGGUCAUUUUCUUGCUCUGCCUUGACUUCUCUCGCUGCGCUCCAGAGUAGGAAAUCCCGCCUUCUGGAUUUUCCUUGCGCAUCUGUAACCACCUAACCUGAUGCAAGUUAGACGGAAUUUCCAAAGGCGCCCACGCGGGAGCGGGGGAAGGUGGCGGGCGUGGUAACUUCGCUUUUCCCCUCCUCUUCCUCCUCCUCCCUGCUUUAUAACCCUGGGUGCUCUCUAGAAAAUUAGAAACCGCGCUGCAGCCAGCCCAGGGAGAGGGACAGAGAGAGAGGAAGAGGAACCAUCCCGUCAUCCAAAGUCAACUAGAAUCUGCUGUAAGUCCUUCUUGCCCCGCUCCCCAACUCCUGAUCUCAGGGCUGGGUCCUUCUCUCCCUCCACGUGGCUGAUCUCAGACCGCCUUAAGGGGGUCGCUAGCCCCUCUUCCCCUCGCUGGUCGACUUCUUGACCCGCCUGCCUUGCGCUCUGCUGGGAACCCGGGAGCUUACUGUAAACUGAGCUCUCCGCGUGGUCUUGUGAAACAACAAACUCUCCAAGUGAGUCCAGCCAGGACUUGUUAUUUUUCGCCCCUCUGGCUGAUGCCCCCCGAUGAACUGAUGCCCUUCUAACUGCAGCCUUCACAGGCUCAUCCAAAAUUUGCCCCUGGAGCUCCCGGAAGAGGGAAGAGGGUGGCUGGUGUAAAGAGUGUUGUGUCACUUCGUUGCAGCAACAAUGUGUGAAAAUUAAGUUAAGCCGGGCAGGGCUGGGUUUGGCAAGGUCUGUGGUGGUUUGCUGUGGAAGCCUAACCGUGUCUACUCAGAAGUAAAGCCCACUGAAUUCAGUGGGGCUUACUCCCAGGUAAGUGAGCUUAGACUUGCAACUGUAGGCAGUGAUGGUCACAGCUUUGUUGUUGUUGUUGUUUAGUCGUUUAAGAGCACGCCAGGCACUCCUGUCUUCCAUUGCCUCCCACAGUUUGGUCAAACUGAAGCUGGGAGCUUCAAGAACACUAUCCAACCAUCUCAUCCUCUGUCGUCCCCUUCUCCUUGUGCCCUCCAUCUUUCCCAGCAUCAGGAUCUUUUCCAGGGAGUCUUCUCUUCUCAUGAUGUGGCCAAAGUAUUGGAGCCUCAGCUUCAGGAUCUGUCCUUCCAGUGAGCCCUCAGGGCUGAUUUCCUUCAGAAUGGAUAGGUUUGAUCUUCUUGCAUUCAUGGGACUCUCAAAAGUCUCCUCCAGCACAGCUAGAUGCUGCUUUGUAUGUGUGACUCGGGCAGCUUGGAGCGGAGGACCUGUGACCCUCUUGAUGUUGAACACCCAUCAGCCCCAACCAGCAUGGUCAGUGGGGGAUGGUGGGAGUUGUAGUCCAGUUACAUCAAGCGGGACACAGGUUUCCUACCCAUGGUGUAGCUAUUGCACCCUGCAAACCAGAUGUUGGUGCAUCUGGAUCUGGCAUACAGCUCCUGAUUAUGGGACUCUGGUGGGACCUAAACUUUGAGAUCCAUUGACUAGCAUUUCUGGGUUAGACUGUAACUCAUGUCAGCAGAGCAUGAGACUCUUGAUCUCAGGGUCAAAGGUCCCUCCAUUGCAGGGGGGGUUGGACAAGAUGACCCUCGUGGUCCCUUGCAGCUCUACAAUUCUAUGAUUCUGUGAUCCAAAUUGGAACUCCUGCUCAACUCAGAAUUGCACAGAAUAGACAAGGGCACAGAGAAGUUUCCAUGCAGUCUUUGAGCUUGUCUCACACUGUUGACCCUAGUUCACACUAAUGUCAAAUACUGUACCUCUUUCACAUGUGACACGGACAAGCACAUGUGAGACUCUCGCAUGCUCUGUGUGUGGAUCGUGUGACUGCAAUGUUGAAUGUGGAAUUCUGUAGUCUCAGUGAUCCUAAGCAUACUUACUCACAAGCAGACCUGGCCAAUGUUUUAUGUUUGCAUUACUUUAUUUAGUGUAAGCGAAGAGCAGUUUAAGCCUAUCAGGAAAAUGACUCAACAACAGGGAGUUUCUGCUAUUGCACAGGCUUCAAAAAACAUAAUCUGCCUCAGCUCUUCCAAGCAAACCCGACAAAAAGACCUUGGGAGUCAUUGUUUUGCACUUGUUGAGAAGGAAAGGUUACUAAGAAAGAAAAAGUUGCACCCUUUGAAUCCGGUUUGCUCACAGGAGAAGAGAGUGGGCUGGCAUGCUUCUCUCAAUACAUGGCCGGGUCUCAGGAGCCUCUGAUGCCUUGCUAAAAUAAAUGCAAAGCACUCAAAAGAAAACGCUGUUAAUAGCUUUGGAUUUACUAAUCCGACAACCUAACCAAAGUAAUAAGAGUCAAGCACAGUAUAGUGCCUUUCCUGUUCCUAAAAAGCUCUUAUGUAAAUGGUGCAUUCAUUUCAUGACUUGGAAAUCAAAAGUGCUUUAUCGCACUCAUGUCCUGCUUGUGGAUUUCCUACUGUCAACUGGCUAGCCACUGUGAGAGCAGGAUGAGGGACUUCCAGAGAAGCAAUCAUAUUGGGAGGGGGGUGGAAUCUGGAUGGCGGUCUGUAUUCAGUAGUUGCAAGGUUCCUUUUCUGAGCAGGGAUUCUGUGGUUGCAAGAGUCUCACACUAAGCAAGGAGUUUGACUACAUGACCCCCUAGAUUUGCAGUGUCCAACUGGGUGAUUGUGUGUGCUCCUACUUUUUAUACUCUUUACCAUGCAUAUUAUAUGCUCAGAACCCUUUGAGUUCAAUGCAUCUCACUCCCAAGGAACUGUGAAUAAAACUGUAUUGCAGCCUGGAUUAUCUUAAAUCUGCAAUUGUACAGUGGUACCUCAGGUUACAUACGCUUCAGGUUAGACUCCGCUAACCCAGAAAUAGUGCUUCAGGUUAAGAACUUUGCUUCAGGAUAAGAACAGAAAUCUUGCUCUGGCGGCGUGGCAGCAGCGGGAGGCCCCAUUAGCUAAAGUGGUGCUUCAGGUUAAGAACAGUUUCAGGUUAAGAACGGACCUCUGGAACGAAUUAAGUACUUAACCCGAGGUACCACUGUAUAAGCAAAAGGCAUUUCCUUUUCAGUUUAGGAAAGUAAAUGCCGCCGGCUGUUUGCCUCAGAAAAGUUCCGUCUGUAAUCAAAUAAGUUGUCCCUAAUCCAAAACAGAUGACUCGCAUGAGCAAAGGUUUUGGAAUGGGAGCAAUGGUGGGAUUGAAACAUGAUUUAGGGGAAAACGGAAAACGAAACUGAAAGGAGCAGCACUGGAAAAAGUAUACUGUAUACUGUUAACAUAUCAUAGCAGGUGCCACGCUGGGCUCUUUUGGGAGGAAGAGCAGUCGACACAUGAGAUAAUGAUAAUAAAUAAAUUUAAUUGUACACUUAGCAUGUACAAUUUAGGAAUUCUACGGUGUGCCAUUGGGAAACCUGAUUUUAUUCUGAUUCAAAUCAACUGCUCCCUUCCUUUUUUAUAAUGAUGUGUUUGCAAACUUUAAAUCAGUGUGACGUAGUGGUUAAGAGCGGUAGACUCGUAAUCUGGUGAACCGGGUUCACGUCUCUGCUCCUCCACAUGCAGCUGCUGGGUGACCUUGGGCUAGUCACACUUCUCUGAAGUCUCUCAACCUCACUCACCUCACAGAGUGUUUGCUGUGGGGGAGGAAGGGAAAGGAGAAUGUUAGCCGCUCUGAGACUUCUUCGGGUAGUGAUAAAUCCAUAUCAAAUCCAAUUUGAUAUCAAAUCCAAACUCUUCUCUUCAUCAAGGCAAUGCAAAGAUUUUUAAACUAACACACUGUACAUAAUCCUCUAAUAUAAACAUGAAGUUUAAUCAAGCAGCAGGUGGUAUAUUUAGUUGUCCAUAGACAUGCUUACAUGCAUCGUUGUUUAGGAAAUAGACGGUGUGCCAUUGGGGGAACUUGAUAAUACUCAAAUGUUCAAAUCUGCUCCCCCCUUUUUUUCAUGAUGGUUUUUUAAAAGUAAAUUGCUGUUUUGAAUUGCCUUGAUUUAAAGUUUUCAAACCAACUCACCCUGCUUUACAAGGUCCCCAUGCAUAAUCCUCUACUAAAAAACGCUGAGAUUCCUGCAUUGAGGGGGGUUCAGCUAGACGAUCCUCAGGGUCCCUUCCAACUCUACAAUCAUAUUAUUCUGUGAUUCUACCAAGUAAUAAUAAAUAUCAUGUGAAACUUUUUUUUUAAAGUUUUUUUUAAAAAAAAGGAAUUCUGGAGUGCAGUUUAACAAAGGGAGAAUUGCAUGGUUUCCUCUAUCCUUCUUGGGCAACAGAAACUUGGAAAAUUAUAUAGCCAUUGUUUCCGAAAUAUAAUUAGUGCUGCAUCAAAGAUGUAUCCCUCCCUUGAGACGCCUGUCUAGCUUCCGUGUCACCACUAAAAUAAACAAGAGAGUUUGCCUGUUUAAAACACAUUAUUCCAGAAACCAUGCCAUGUGACCGUUCCAGUGGCAAGGCUGCUGUCACUCACAUGUCCCUGAAUCAUUUCUUCUUCUUCUUCUUCUUCUUCAAGUAAUUGAACACUUUUUCCACUUCACUGGAAAAUCUCAAAAGAGUAAAAGAAAGAAAGAAAAACAAACUCUGCUGAAGUCAGCGACAAAUGUUCCAUUGGGACCAAUGAAAUCAGUUGGUGCUCACUGUGAUUUUUCCAUGAAUUAAUGUGGGGGAGAUUAUGGGCAUCAUCAUUGUACAGAUGGACUUUCUCUUCCUCUCUCCCCCCCUACCCCACAUGCAGCCCCCACUAUCAAACUGUUCCAGAGCAUGUUUUUUUUAGGGGUCAAGGGAACUGCAGAGAAGGGGAAACCCAUUCUGCUAAUAAUGGCGUCCAUUCCACUGGCAGACCCAAAAGUAUUUUGCACAAAAAACUCAAGUGGAAAGGGUAGCCUUAUCUCACACUUCACAGUCCUCUCUAUCUGAAGGGCUACCUGGUCCAUGUGCGGUUUAAAGAUAAAGAAUCGUGGGGAGGGAGAGCAGAUGGGCUUUGGAGUUGGGUACCAAACUGGGCACGUACACAGCUCAGUUGGCCACACUCUUCUCCAAUAUGAUAAGAUGUGUUCCUAUUUCCAUGUUAAUAAUUACUUCGAAAUUUACAUCUAUAUACAGUGGUACCUCUGGUUAAGAACUUAAUUCAUUCUGGAGGUCCGUUCUUAACCUGAAACUGUUCUUAACCUGAGCUACCACUUUAGCUAAUGGGGCCUCCUGCUGCUGCACGAUUUCUGUUCUCAUCCUGACCAAAGUUCUUAACCUGAGGUACUAUUUCUGGGUUAGCGGAGUCUGUAACCUGAAGCAUCUGUAACCCAAGGUACCACUGUACAUAUAAGUUAGGGACGCAAGUGGCGCUGUGGGUUAAACCACAGAGCCUAGGGCUUGCCGAUCAGAGGGUCGGGGGUUCGAAUCCCCACGAUGGGGUGAGCUCCUGUUGUUCGCUGCAACCCCAGAGUUGUCCGUGACUGGACCUAAAGGUCAGGGGUCCCUUUUCCUUUACAUAUAAGUUAGUGUGUACCGAUUCCUUGUGUGUGUAGAUCUGUGUUCUCUUUGGCACUAUAUCUUGGUGACACAUUCCCUAGGAGUCAAUGGCUACCCUAGGAGAUGAGGAGACCUCCCCUUUUGUGGCGUGUAUCUGUUGUUGAGUAAGGACAAGCCAUUACAUUUAUUUUUGCUGUAGGGGUUCUCUUGUGUGUGCUUGGCUCUGUACAGGCUAUGCACUUAAAGUACAUUCUCUCUCCCCACCCUGUUCCCCCAAGAAUCAUGGGAACUGUAGUUUGUUAAAGGCGCUUAGAAUCAUAGUUUUAUGGAGGGUAAAUUACAGUUAUCAGGAUUCCUUGGUGGGGGAAUAGGCUUUAAGUUUACGGUGAACCUCUAGCAACAUAGCACCUCCUCGUUAAAGGGUCCCUUGUGCUUUCCACACACCGAUUUGCACUGUGUUCUCUUUAAUAUAAUUCAUUAAUGCUUCCUGAAUAUUUUCCUUAGCUUAGUUGGGUGGAGAGCAGUGAUGGCCAAACCAUCAAUCUGGGUGGAAGCUGGCAUGCUCCAUUAAUAUAAAACAAGACCACACUGGGACACAGUCUGUUAUUUUAAAGUUCUGAAUACCUGAAGAGGAUACCAUCCUUCUAACCUUGGAUGUUGCUAAAAUAAAAUGUAUCCUUGACUGCCAAGAGUGCAACAUGAAAUGUGAAACUAAGAUCCAGACACCCCUUAGUCCCAACUGCUGUAGAAGUCUAAUUAAUUUUAAUUUGUUAUUGUAUGAGUCUCAUUCUACUCUAGGUACACAGGUGUGCUAUUUUUUUCUCUUUUGAUAAUAGAUUUUCAGUGUUAACCUCAAGGCGUUCCGAUUAAGACCAUCUCCAAUUACUGUAUUUUUCACUCUAUAAGACACACCUGACCAUAAGACGCACCUAGUUUUUAGAGGAGGAAAACAAGAAAGAAAAUAUUCUGAAUCAAAUGUUGUUGAAGAGGCUUUGCGUGGCUAUCCCUAAAGCCAGGAGAGCAAGCGGGAUCGCUGCACAGCAAUCCCUCUUGCUGUUCUGGCUUCUGGGAUAGCUGCGCAGCCUGCAUUCGCUCCAUAAGAUGCGCACACAUUUCCCCUUACUUUUUAGGAGGGAAAAAGUGGAGUCUUAUAGAGCAAAAAAUACGGUAUAUCCAAUUAUAAGGGAAUUUGUUUUAAGCAUCAGUUUCCUCAAAUAAAUUAUCUGGAUUGUGUUAGGGGCCUACACAGUUCCUGGCAUGAAUAGUUGUUGGUCAUCAAGCUUUUAUUUUAAAACCUAAACCCUUUUUCAGCACCAGGGCCACUCCUCCUUGAUUUUGAAGCCCCCACAACUAUGAUUUGUUCACCAAACCAUAAGUAGUUGAGCUGGGGCACUAUUGAAUGCCUGCUAAGAGCUACAUACCCUCAAUCAUUUCUUCAAUUAAAAUAGGAAUGUCCUAUUCCUAAUAAUAAUAAUAAUAAUAAUAAUUUAUUUAUAUUCAUCUAACUGGGUUGCCCCAGCCACUCUGGGCAGCUUCCAACAUAUCUGAAAACAUAGGUAAAGUUAAAGGUAAAGGUAAAGGGAUCCCUGACCAUUAGGUCCAGUCACGGACAACUCUGGGGUUGCGGCGCUUAUCUUGCUUUAUUGGACGAGGGAGCCAGCGUACAGCUUCCGGGUCAUGUGGCCAGCAUAACUAAGCCGCUUCUGGAGAACCAGAUCAGUGCACGGAAACACCGUUUACCUUCCCGCUGGAGCAGUACCUAUUUAUCUACUUGUACUGCAUGCUUUCAAACUGCUAGGUUGGCAGGAGCUGGGACUGAGCAACGGAAGCUCACCCCAUCGCAGGGAUUCAAACCGCCGACCUUCUGAUCGGCAAUCCCUAGGGUCUGUGGUUUAACCCACAGCGCCACCCGCGUCCCAUCUGAAAACAUAACAAACCACUAAACAUUAAAAAUACCCUAAAGGUUGUAUAGUGACUUAUCUCCUUGGCUCGGGGGUUGCAUAACUCCAUACCCUCCAACAUCUCUCCAUUGAAAAUAGGGACAUCUUAAGGAAAAGCAGGACAUUCCAGGAUCAAAUCAGAAACUCUGACAGCUUCUAUAAAUCCAGGACUGUCCCUGGAAAAUAGGGACACUUGGAGGGUAUGAGAACAUCACUCAGAUAAGUGAACUUGUAUGUGUCACAAAUGACACGGUGUCCACUAAAAGUGCUGUUGUGCUACUAAAUAUUUAAAUAAGUAUCAGCUUUUUUCACUGUUUUGUUAAACACAGGAGCUGGUCACUGAACUUUUCUUCCUCUGUCUAACCUUUGACCAUUGGAUGGUUUUCCUUUUUGGCUUCUUGAAUGCAAAUCCUGCAACCUGACAACUUCUUAAUUGUCAUUUGCAGGCUUAGAAGAUGAUGGGAAUGAAAAUGUUCACCAUAUUCUCUAGCGGUCCUGUAAAAGCCGAGGAUUCAAAAUCUAAGGUCAAAAGUGAGGACCCCAAGCCUUCAACGUCUUCUGAAUCAGAAUUUGACUCCACGUCGAUCGAAUCCUCGACAGAAGAAGCUCCGCCGAAGGACAAGGUGAAAACUGAAAGUCAAGGGUUGCCUUCGAAAAACAAUGCCACAUGCCAUUGUACUCCUGAGCAAAAUAACAAGAAGAAAAAGAAGAAAAUGAAGAGGGUACUCAUUGAUGGUCUGAAGUACUUAGCACUUGGGGAAAACAGAAUGAAACCCUUAAGAGCAGAGAAGGACCCUCCAAAUGAAAAGGAAAGCAAACCAGUUACAGGUACAGUAUGACCACCCCGAAGGACCACCUGCCCCCAACAUAAAUUUGUCCAUCAAUUAAGAUUCUCUUCUGACCAAAUUUAUUGGUCUCUUACAGCAGGGGCUUCCAACAUGGUCUCAUGGGCGCAACGGUGCCCUUUUACAUAUGUUUCCAAAUGUAUAAAAUACAUUUAGAAAUGCAUACUCAGAGAAAAAAAUGUUUUAUAAAAAAAAUUUCUCAUAUAAUAAAGAAAAUGCAUUCAAAAGCAUGUACUUAUUUUAAAAAAGCAUGUACCUAUAUACAUACAGUGGUGCCUCGCAAGACGAAAUUAAUCCGUUCCGCGAGUCUCUUCGUCUUGCGGUUUUUUCGUCUUGCAAAGCACGGCUAUUAGCGGCUUAGCGGCUUAGCGGCUAUUAACGGCUUAGCAGCUUUAAGAAAAAGGAAACAAACUCGCAAGAACUCGCAAGACGUUUCGUCUUGCGAAGCAAGCCCAUAGGGAAAUUCAUCUUGCGGAACGACUCAAAAAACAGAAAACUCUUUCGUCUUGCGCAUUUUUCGUCUUGCAAGGCAUUCGUCUUGCGAGGUACCACUGUAUUUAAAUAUAGAUUUUUCUGCAUUUUUUUUUUAAAAAAAACCUAAGAUUGAUGCGGAAAGAGGAUAGAACAGAGUUAUGAAUGAACGCACGUGAACUUGGCAUGGGCUGAUCCCUCCAUCCCUGGGUAUCAAGAGUAUUGAUCCUUCCUGUGUCACUUGUCUAAAAAUGCAAGUGGAGAAGGCAAUAGAGCCCGUGCAUGGCAAAAAGAAAGCUAGCACAUCAGGGGAAAUCUUCCAGCUCAACCCUUUGCUUGCUUUGCUCAUUUUCUACUUGCAGGGAAUCAUAGACUCAAGGGGAGUGAGGACUCAUUAGGACCCACAGCUCCAGGUGUUGAAGCUAGAGGCAGGAAGCAGUUUAGGGGUUUAUGUGAACACCCCCUCCGAGAUCUUGCAGCCUGCCACAGUUAGCGUUUUUAAGUGCUUUACAGAAAUAAGCAAGGAACCACAAAUGUGCUCGCCAGUGGCGAACACCACUUUUGCUCCGGGAGAGCACAAAGAGAGACUUUUCCCUUCUCCGAGGCCUGGAGAAUAGCGAGGGCUCUCUAUGAUGCCAGGCUUUCAGAAACAUAAGAGAAUGGCACUACCAAUUCUGCUCUGAAGGCACUUGGAAAACUGUGAGACUCCUUCUUGUUGUUUAGUCGUGUCUGACUCUUCGUGACCCCAUGGACCAGAGCACGCCAGGCACUCCUGUCUUCCACUGCCUCCCGCAGUUUGGUCAGACUCAUGCUGGUAGCUUCGAGAACACUGUCCAACCAUCUCGUCCUCUGUCGUCCCCUUCUCCUUGUGCCCUCCAUCUUUCCCAGCAUCAGGGUCUUUUCCAGGGAGUCUUCUCUUCUCAUGAGGUGGCCAAAGUACUGGAGCCUCAGCUUCAGGAUCUGUCCUUCCAGUGAACACUCAGGGCUGAUUUCCUUAAGAAUGGAGAGGUUUGAUCUUCUUGCAGUCCAUGGGACUCUCAAGAGUCUCCUCCAGCACCACAAUUCAAAAGCAUCAAUUCUUCGGCGAUCAGUGAGGCUCCUUGCUCUCCUGUAUAUAUACCCAGGGCACUCCCACUGCUGGUUUGUGAAGGCAUGUGAUCAUGACAUGAGUCACAAGCCGCCUUUGUCGUGCAGUUUCUUGAGAAAUAGUGUGUUUUGAUGCAUUCCCCCUAAAAUCAGCUUCUAUCCCAUAUGAAAACUUAAGGCAUAUGAAGCCAUCCAUGCCUUCUAUCUGCCCACUGGUGUGGACAAAGAGUGGGCAAUUUGUAAAUACAUCCAGCCACGCUGAACAUUAUAAUGAUAAGCAGAAAUGAUUUGAAAUGCUGCUGCAGCAUCGGCUGUGUUUUAAGCUAGUGAUGUGUACACAUCCUCAGUGUACACCAGGGUUUCUCAAACUUGGGCCUCCAGCUGUUUUUGGACUACAACUCCCAUCAUCCCUAGCUAGCAGGACCAGUGGUCAGGGAUGAUAGGAACAGUAGUCCCAAAACAUCUGGAGACCCAAGUUUGGGAAACUCUGGUGUACGCUAAGGCAGGAACUCAAACACCCACCCCACGUCGGGCAUGACAGCCCCACAUUCACUGUCUUGAGAUCACUGUAAUGUCUGAAGACUCCCUUGGCAGAGGAAGAGUCCUGGCAAGAUCACAUUCUCUCUGGCUACCAGUUACUGGAAACAAUAGCAUAAAUUGCUGGAAACAGGGACAAGACAUCUAUCGUUUCUACUCUCAAAUUAUGAGCUGUGCAUACGUCUACGGCCUAGGACCCUCGUACUCCCGGUAUGCCCCACGGAGAGCCUCAAGGUCCAUAAAUAGCAACACCCUAGUGGUCCCGGGCCCUAAGGAGGUCAGAUUAGCUUCAACCAGAGCCAGAGCCUUUUCAACACUGGCUCCGGCCUGGUGGAAUGCUCUGCCUCAUGAGACCAGGGCCCUGCAGGACCUGAUUUCUUUCCGCAGGGCCUGUAAGACAGAGUUGUUCCACCUGGCCUUUGGCUUGGAGCCAAUUUGAUUCCCUCCCCCUUUUCCUUUUUCUUUUCUCCUCCUGUGAUGAGGCUGCAUUUUAAUAUUUCAAUAUUUUAAUGUUGUAUUUUAAUUUUGUUUUUAAGUUGUAUUCAUUCAACUUGUUUUUAUUAUUGCUUGUUAGCCGCCCUGAGCCCAGCCUUGGCUGGGGAGGGUGGGGUAUAAAUAAAAAUUAUUAUUAUUAUUAUUACUGCAGGAUGUAAGUUAAAUGCAUGGACAAAUGAAAUUUGAAUCUCCAUGUUAUUGGGUACCAAGUUGUUUUUCCUUUUGUUUUGCCAGCUGACCAAAUCAGGGAGCUGAUUAAAGAUCAAAGAUUCUUUGAUGCCAGCCAACAUCUCCUGGCCAUGGAGAGGGAAUGCAGCAGUGACUCUGGCAGCAAGCGCAAAGAGGACCAUGUGGACCAUCAGAGUGAAAUUGAAGACCUGUUUGGACUUUUGAAGCAAGAGGUCCUCAGGAUCAUCCGGUCGUCCGUUAGCAUCGCGCAGGCUGAGCCAGAACUCCUGAGGGAUGCAGUGAGGACAGUAGCAGAACAGGUGAAGGAGGACAGGAGAUGCACGUUGGAAGAAGAGGCAUCUGGGAAAGCUGCGCAUUGCCGGCCCAGAAGAUGGAAGGACGAGUGGAGGAGUACAGUCCAGGAGUCCGUAACCGACAGAAUGAAAGAGCCUCCGUUUGACAGCAACGAGGGCCUCUCGACAACCGCCCACAGCUUCCUACACAUGGGGAAGGCUAUGAAAGAUGACCUGAUCACUGUGGUGAAAUACAUCAAGUGCCAUUACCCAGAGGACUUCCAAGUGUGCAGCACCUAUGCGCAGUUCUACCACAAGUGCUUCUCUUCUCAGAUCGAGAUGGUUGCCCAGUUCGAACUGGGCAGGAAGGACACUUACCUUCUCCUCACCUGGGUGCAGAAUAUCUAUCCAAAGUAAGUAGCGGUUUUGCCCUGCGUCCGGGUUACGCUGCAGGUCUGGCCAGCCCAAAAGCAGACAGUGUGCCUCUCUGUUCACUGGCUGAACCUUUUCCUCUUUCCCACAUCUCAACAUCUACCAUCCAAAUUCUGCCUCAAACAAACCGUUGGUUCAUAAAGAGUCAGACCGUUAGUGCAUCUAACUGUCAAUUGCUCUCAGGGUUCCAGACAGAGAUACACUGGUACCUCGGGUUAAGAACUUAAUUUGUUCUAGAGGUCCGUUCUUAACCUGAAACUGUUCUUAACCUGAAGCACCACUUUAGCUAAUGGGGCCUCCUGCUGCUGCCGCGCCGCCGGAGCACAAUUUCUGUUCUCUUCCUGAAGGAAAGUUCUUAACCCGAGGUAAUAUUUCUGGGUUAGCGGAGUCUGUAACCUGAAGCGUAUGUAACCUGAGGUACCACUGUAUCAGGUCUACCUUUUGCAUGCGAAGAGUGUGCUCUACUACCGAGCUAUUCUGGACCUUCCCCUUUACACUCUGCACUCAAAAUGAGUUAUGCUGAAGGAACACUGCAGAAAAUGGAAUUGAGGGAUGAGAUUCGAAAACAUGUUUCACAUGUUUACUAGGGCUUUCAGGCUGCCUUUUCCGCAUGGCAGGCUUUUGUCCCACACCCUUGAAAAAUGCUGGUUCUGAAGGUUAAGGAACUGCAGAAGCAGAAUUUCAACAAUCCAGGCAUCCAAUGAAAUGUAGGCAUGUUUUAGUGGGGGGGGGUGUCCAAUGCAAGAGAGGCUGAGCCAGGGCAAACAGGAACUGAGCAGAACAGCUUUCUGUGCAUAGUCUGAUCUAGUAUAUGAAAAAGUAUCCUUUCUUCCGUUGAUCAGAAUGGGGUGACAGGGCUCAAUUGACUGUGGCAUGUUCUGCUGCUGCAUAUUUGGAUGCUUUUGAUGGUGAUGACAAAAUAUAUACCGUAUUUUUCCUUGUAUAACACGCCACCAUGUAUAACAUGCCCCCUAUUUUUUGGGACUCCAAAUAAAGAACUCCCCCAUAUGCACUAUCCGUGUAUAAGACAACCCCCCAAUUUUAAACUUGGAAAAAAUAGGGGGGGAAUAUUGUCUUAUAAACAGAAAAAUACGGGUGGGUGGGUGUGUGUGUGUGUGUGUGUGUGUGUGUGUAUGAGACACCCAUUUUGAUUCUAAUGGGAAUCAUUAAGCAACGGUUUGCAGCGAGAUGGGGUUAUGGCUAAACAUUUCAAAUAUUUCUGGUAGCCCAAUUGCCACCAGGUCAGGUUUGAAAUUUUUGUGUUAAUUCGCAAAGCCCUAUAUAACUUGGACCCAAAGUUCCUUACAGACUGCUUGAUUCCUUGUGCUCCACCUUGAUCACUGGGGUCUUUUCAUGGGGCACUUUUGGGGUCUCACAUGCCCCUAAGAUUUGGCUUCAGGGUGGCAGGCCCUGUUUCCCACGGGCAUCUGGUUGGCCACUGUGAAAACAGGAUGCUGGACUAGAUGGGCCCUUGGCCUGAUCCUGCAGGCUCUUAUUAUGUCCUUAUGACUACAGUGGUACCUCGGGUUAAGAACUUAAUUUGUUCCGGAGGUCCGUUCUUAACCUGAAACCGUUCUUAACCUGAUGCUAAUGGGGCCUCCCACUGCGGCUGCGUUAUUUCUGCUCUCAUCCUGAAGUAAAGUUCUUAACCCGAGGUACUACUUCUGGGUUAGCAGAGUCUGUAACCUGAAGCGUCUGUAACCCGAGGUACCACUGUACUUCACUUGAACUCCAAUUCCCUUUCAGGUUUCUUGUGUGUUGAAAAGCAGUUCCAUUCCACUCUCUUAACGAGUCCUUUAAAAUCCUUUCCCCACCACUGUUUCAGUGCCUCAUGCAAAGUACUGUCCUUGAGUCCCCAAUAAAGAAUUUGCUGGAUCAACUGUUUGCUCAAGGCUGUGAACAAGUCAGAAAUGUAAAAACACUGGCUAUGCAACGUAGACCGGCUUCACAUUGGAGCCAAGUAUUCUGUGGCUAUGCAGUCAAGUCUGCUUUCACAUCUGUUUUUCUUUGGGAAUUGGAAUCGGAAUAAUCAGCUUCAAUGAACUGCAAGGGAUGUGAAUGUGAUCUUCUUUUGUCAUUUCAGUGAAAUCAGAAACCACCCCAUUUUAGUGAAAGACUUAGACCAAGCCCAUCUUGGAAGCCUUUUGCCGCUCAGGCAGAUCAAACACUUUGAAGUGGCGUACCUGACUAACGAAGUGGUAAGAGGCCUGUUUGUUUUUUAUUCGUAAUCUGUCCAGGCACUGUUACAAAAUGGAUUUUGUAGUCCACCCAGUUUGUGUUUGAGCAAAUAAGAGCACCUUUUCACUUUCUGCUAUGUUUACUAUGGCCCCUAUUGUGUUGUAAUAGGAGAUCCCAAAGUAAGAGGGUGUGUCAUGCAAUAUAGGAGUUGGCCAGGCCUCGUGCAAGGCAGGCACAAUUGUCCGCUGAUGUGAGCUCGAGUCCAACCAUAGCUGGUGCUCAGGGCAGGCUCAGAUUCCCUGCGCUAAAAUAAUGUGACUGCCUAGGACCCACGUUCCUACGGGACCGCCUCUCCUGGGAUGCCCCGCGGAGGACCUUAAGGUCCACAAAUGACAACAUUUUGGAGGUCCCAGGUUGCAAGGUGGUUAGAUUGGUCUCAACUAGGGCCAGAGCCUUUUCAGUGCUGGCCCCGACUUGGUGGAACGCUCUGUCACAAGAGACUAGGGCCCUGCGGGACUUGACAUCUUUCGGCAGGGCCUGCAAGACAGAGCUGUUCCACCUGGCCUUUGGUUUGGACUCAGUCUGACCCUUAUGUUUCCCUCCCCUUAUGGUUUUGAUCUAUGGGCUGCUAUUAAAAUGAGGCUGCAUUUUAAAUUGCAUUUUAACCUCUAUUUUAAAUUGGUGUUUUUACUGUAAUUUUACUGAUGUUAGCUGCCCUGAGCCCAGCUCUGGCCGGGGAGAGCGGGGUAUAAAUACAAUUUAUUAUUAUUAUUAUUAUUAUUAUUAUUUAUUAUCUUGUAUGUGAAAUGAAAGUAUGUGUUGGGGGGUAGGGAGAAUUGUGAGAUGGAGCUUGGAAACUGCUGUGAUUGUGCAAGGUCACAACCUCUCCUGCUGCAGAAGAACUUGGAAGACUGUCUAAAGGGGAAGAGGUGACUUGCAGAAAAUUGCACCAUUUUCAUUUGCAAAAUGCCUUGCAAACAUUCUCCCAAGCACACAGGAGCUUAAUUGGAAGAAAAUCUCUCUCUCUUUCUUCUUUUUCCCAACUAUCCAUGUUCUAUUUUUGUUAGUGGUUGUGGAAGCAGGGAUUCUUUUUUAUUCUUCUUCUUUUUCUAUGCCACUUUUUGUUCCAAAGCAGCUUACAAACAAAAUAUAAAAAUAACAUAAAUCGUAUUGUAGCCUUAUGAGGCUUUGCCCUCGAGCGAGAAAAAUAUUGCGCCCGGGAAAGGGAGAUGGGAGUCAACAGACACUCAAGGAAUAGUUCGGAGAAAAAGCUUUUAUUUCUACCAUCCAUGAACUGGUAGAAGGAGCAAGUGUGAUAGUUCACAAAAACAUGCACAAGUUCACAGUCAUAUGCACAGAGUAUAUAUUCCCCUUCCAGUUCCCUCCCCUUUCUCCUCCCUCAGGAGUCCUGCCCCAUGUUGAGGUUUCCUGAGCAUGUACAGAAAGCUCCUGUCUUGGACUCUUGGACUCUUGGCACCCUUCCUAGGAAAGGGGGAUGAGAGCGGCUCAGCAUGUCCAAAGAUGUUGCAACUAGAAUGAGAUAAAAGUCAGUUCUCAGGCCUGCUCUGACAGAGUCUAUUCAUUAGCCUUUUGAAGCCUUCUUGUACUGAUAAAAGUAACGGUUUGCCUUGCAACAGCAGAGCAAAUGAGCAGAUGCUUAGCUGCUGAGAAAAUGAUUUUGAAAAGCUUUGAGAAGCUUUGAGCCUGCUUUGGGGGGGGGACUUCGGGCCUAGGUGGGGUCACCUGUCCUCACCUUCCUUCAGUAUGGAAUACUUAACAAAUCAUCAGUAAAACAAUCCCAAAUCCCAAAUAAAACAAUUACCAUUUAUGUAACCCUAUUAACAAAACAACUAAAAAAUAAGCUAAACAUCACAGUUACAUCAAAAAUCAUAUUAUAGGAUUCACAAAGUACAACAGCAUUCAUAUCUAUAAAACAAUAUUAACAACAUUAACAAAAUAGCAACAAAACAAACAAAGUGUUGAAUUUGUACAUGUGCUCUCCCCUCCAACAUGACUCAUAAACUUUCAUUCUAUUCAAUGCAUCAAAAUACACCUGCAUACAAAUGCCACCUUUCUAUGUGAGAAUUUGUUAUUACUGUUUGAAGAAUUUUUAAAAAUGGGGUUUAUAAUCUGCCCUUCACCGUAUAUAGUUCCAGGCUAGGGAAACACACAAUAAAACAGGAAAUAACAACACUCUAAAAUCAGUAUUCAGAACAUUAAAUGAUAAUUACAGUGGUACCUCAGGUUAAGUACUUAAUUCGUUCCGGAGGUCUGUUCUUAACCUGAAGCACCACUUUAGCUAAUGGGGCCUCCCGCUGCCGCCGCUCUGCCAGAGCAUGAUUUCUGUUCCCAUCCUGAAGCAAAGUUCUUAACCUGAAGCACUAUUUUUCGGUUAGCGGAGUCUGUAACCUGAAGCGUAUGUAACUUGAAGCGUAUGUAACCUGAGGUACCACUGUGUACAAUCACAAACAGCAUUCCAUGUGAACAGGCAAACAAAAGACAGGUGAAACAGCUCAUAGCAGCAAAUCUCAUUACCUCCCAAAGGGGACAGCUGAACAGGUGAAGAGGAGGACAGGGCUCCUGGCCCUUUAAUAGUUGUGUAGAAGCUACUUGUGCUGAAAUGUCCCUUUCGAUGCAACUAAAUGUGUAGGAGUCCCGCCCUUUUUUGCAUCUGGCCAACUUAAAGUUGAAUCCUAGACCUUAAGACCUUUCAGACACUUUUGAUUGGCCCUGCGAUUGGUGACAGAGUAACUGAAACGUGAACACUGCUGCUAAUCUGUGUUUUGGUGUUUUCUUCUUUCCUUAUAAAGGAUGCUGCUAAACGCUCCCUGGCUAACUGUCUGCAACUGGAAGUCAAGAAGUGGGCAGAGGGAAACGAGCCACCAAAACUAGCUGGUCACUAUCACAGUGAACUUCAUAUAGAUGCCAUCCAGGUAAUAAAAUAUGUCAUACAUGUGUGUGUGUGCGCGCGCACGCGUUUGGUAUAUAUGAAAUACACACAGAGAGAGAAAUAAAGUGGUACCUCGGGUAAGUACUUAAUUCGUUCCGGAGGUCUGUUCUUAACCUGAAACUGUUCUUAACCUGAAGCACCACUUUAGCUAAUGGGGCCUCCUGCUGCCGCCACGCCGCCGGAGCCCGAUUUCUGUUCUCAUCCUGAAGCAAAGUUCUUAACUUGAAACACUAUUUCUGGGUUAGUGGAGUGUGUAACCUGAAGCGUAUGUAACCUGAAGCGUAUGUAACCCAAGAUAUCACUGUACACAGAGUUACACCAUCAGCUGUUUAAAAUACCGUAUUUUUCACUCUAUAAGACGCAGCAGACCACAAGACGCACCUAGUUUUUGGAGGAGGAAAACAAGAAAAAUAAUAUUCUGAAUCUCAGAAGCCAGAACAGCAAGAGGGAUCACUGCACAGUGAAAGCAGCAAUCCCUCUUGCUGUUCUGGCUUCAGCCUGCAUUUGCUCCAUAAGACGCUCACACAUUUCCCUUUACUUUUUAGGAGGGAAAAAGUGAGUCUUAUAGAGCAAAAAAUACAGUAAAUACUUUCCUUCAGAGGGAACUUAUCUCACUUGCCCUUGCCUGAAUUAAAAUUUGGAUUUAGCAUUAUGUCAGUCAAUCCCAACAGAUCCUAGAAGUCAAUAAAAUUUGUCUCCUGAGAUACGGAAGCACCCCCCCAAAAAAAAACCCUCAUCUUAGAAGGCCUUAUUCUACAGAUUUUCUGCAACAGGAAUAAAUGCUAUUUGACUGUGCCACCUCAAAUUUAUCUGAUUAAUCUCUGUUACAUUUGCCAGAGAUCAGCUGAAGAUAUAAAUUGGUCAGGCCAGAGAGGUGACAUAUCUAGAACCAAGUGAAACAGAGUCCCACCUUUGAUGGAAAAUAGCAGUGAAGCAGGGGGCAGGAGUUCCCAUCCUCUUCCCUUUUUGUCCCUCCCUCCUUCCUGUCGCCAUUUUCCUUUAUCCCCUAUGUGCUUAUUAUAUUGCACAGCCACAUUCCCCGAUCCAAUGCAUAGCUGGAUGCACUUGAGGAACGCUGGAAUAGUGGAUUGAGGACCUAGGAUGUCGCUUCCAACUCUUACGAUUCUAAAUCCCGUUAAAAUCAGUGGGAAGUGAAGCACAAUUCUGUGUAUGUUGAACGGGACUUACUGCUUGCCACUCAACCAUCUGAGUUUGCACUUAGAGGGAAUGAGAAGGAUAGCCAACCUAAGACCUUCGGAUGAAGUGUGUUGCGUGUUGAGGUUUCCAAGCCACCCCAAUAACUCACACAUCACACAUAAUUUUUGUUUAAGGUUUUUGGCAUAAUUUUGGCCACAACUUUAUUAAAAUACAAGCAAUGUGAGUGGUUGCUUAGGCAUUGGUUGCAAUUAUCUGACCCCGCAGGAUGCAGGUGGCACUGUGGGUUAAACCACAGAGCCUAGGACUUGCAGAUCAGAAGGUCAGCGGUUCGAAUCCCCGUGAUGGGGUGAGCUCCAAUUGCUAGGUCCCUGCUCCUGCCAACCUAGCAGUUCGAAAGCACGUCAAAGUGGAAGUAGAUAAAGAGGUACUGCUCUGGCGGGAAGGUAAAUGGCGUUUCCGUGCACUGCUCUGGUUCGUCAGAAGUGGCUUUGUCAUGCUGGCCACGUGACCCAGAAGCUGUACGCUGGCUCCCUCGGCCAAUAAAGCGAGACGAGCGCCACAACCCCAGAGUCGGUCAUGACUGGACCUAAUGGCCAGGGGUCCCUUUACCUUUACCUUUAUCUGACCCCGCACGGGGACAGACUGACAUUUGCACACCCAUGAAGUCAGAAAGGGAAAACAUUUUGGGGAGAAAUGAAGCUGGGCACCAGACCCUCACCUCUCCCCACAUGCUCCCAGAGGCUUGCGUGGCCCAAGCCCAAUGCCAGGGACUUGGACGAAAGCAUGGCAAGCCCCUGGAUUCCUUUAAUGGAAUUCCCUUGCAACACCAGCAUUGGAGGGGUAGGCACUUACCCCUCCACCAACCAAUUUUUUAACCAAUGCCUAACCGCAAACCUUACAAGUUGUGACAAUUUGCUAUGCAGUAGGCAAAAACCAAAUGGCUCCCGCCCAUCAGCCAAAUGGACAAAAUUCCUACCAGGCCCCUGCCCCAAAAGCAGGCGACCCCAUGACAGGUAUAGCAAGGUCAAGCGCAAAAUCCCCAGUUCAGGGAGGGUGGGCGGGUGAUCCGGUGCACCCAGCAAAAGAGAAAGCCCAAAGCUGGGUGCCCAAUAUUUAAAACCUUUGAGCCCAACCCACAAAUUGGUAACAUCGAAAUCUCCCCAGAAAUACAAGUACCCAAUCAUAGCCUGUGGCCAUCCAAACAGAUCUGCCCAGCAACAGUGGGGUGGCUUGCUAGACCCCACCGCAACACAUGCUCUCUAUUAAGAACACACUGUAUACAAAUUUAAUAAAUAAAGAAUGAUCAUAGAAUCAGAGCAACUGAACACACGUUGCUUGAAACCACAGGAGGGGAGGCUGCCACUGGUCCAUCCAUGCCUCUGUCUGUAGAGCAUGUGGCUCUCAAUCUCAGGUUCAUGGGUUUGAGCCCCAUGUUGGGCAAAAAGAUUCCUGCAUUGAAGGGGGUUGGACUAGAUGACUCUCAGGGUCCCUCCCAGCGCUGCAAGUCUGUGGAAUCUUUGGAAUCCAGCCCACCACUGUUCUUAUGUUCUUAACUACGGAUUGCCGGAUAUUAAAGUAGGAGCUGCAGUGGUGACUCUUGGAAUUUUGUGUGUGUGUGUGUGUUUAGAUUAUCCACAACAAACAGAAAGAAGCUGAAGGCAUUUCCGCAGAGCUUGGCAAGCAAAUGUCAACACUGGUUUUGGAAGAGCUCCUGGCCUUUCUGCAAAGGUAGGAUAGCGAGGUCACGAAGGAAUGCAUUUCAGAUCAUGUCAGCGCAGGCUCUGAAUCGGAUAAUAAUAAUAAUAAUAAUAAUAAUAAUAAUAAUAAUAAUAAUUUUUAUUUAUACCCCGCCCUCCCCAGCCAAGGCCGGGCUCAGGGCGGCUAACAAGCAAUAAUAAAAACAAGUUGAAUGAAUACAACUUUAAAACAAAAUUAAAAUACAACAUUAAAUAUUGAAACAUUAAAAUAUUAAAAUGUAGCCUCGUCGCAGGAAGAGAAAAGAAAAGAAAAAAGAAAGAGGGGGAGGGAAUCAAAUUGGCUCCAAGCCAAAGGCCAGGCAGAACAACUCUGCCUUACAGGCGGAAAGAAAUCAGAUCCUGCAGGGCCCUGGUCUCAUGAUACAGAGCAUUCCACCAGGCCGGAGCCAGUGUUGAGAAGGCCCUGGCUCUGGUUGAAGCUAAUCUGACUUCCUUAGGGCCCGGGACCACUAGGGUGUUGCUAUUUAUGGACCUUGAGGCUCUCCGUGGGGCAGACCGGGAGAGGCAGUCCCGUAGGUAUGAGGGUCCUAGGCCGUGAAGGGCUUUAAUGGUCAAAGCCAGCACCAGAUGCCAGCUUUCUCGAUAAUAAAUUUUAUUAGUUUUCGAUUACCAUAAUCCAAUAAUAGCCUCAUUAUAUCAGUGCCGAAUUAUAUACAGAUGCCAACAUUCUAACCCUUAUCUCAUUCCCCCACUGGCUCUCUAGCUACAAGAAGGCACUGGACAUUUUCAUGAGGGAGAAGAAGAACAACCAAUACUUUGAAGCGACAGUAGUUACAAACAUGAACAGUUGCUUGGGUUUUCGGUAAGUAAUGAAUGGCAACGAUAUCGUUCUGCAAUACGCAUAGUGGGAGGGUCAAGUACAUGGGAGCUGUGAGAAUUGGGACUGAUGGGAAUCGAAGUCCAAAACAUCUGGUGGGCACCAGCUUGGCAAAGGCUGUCACAGAGGGUCAGCCAGUCUUAAUUUAGACCGGAAUCCCAUGUUUCCCCGUGGCCGGUACUGGGUGCCUCUGCAGACAUAUCAGCGACUAGCAUCUAUAAAAUGAUUCAUACUUCAUUUUGUCCAACCCAAUUCCAGAAGACGGAAGCUUUGUUUAUGUAAUGAAUAUGGUCAAACGGAUGAACUCCACCAAUGGUUCAGUGCCAGACUACAUCCCUGCAGGGUGGGUUGCAGUGUUUCAGUGGAGACCCAAUUAUAUAUAUUUUUUUAAUUCCUAUUUUGAAUGCAAGUCAAACAUGCAGCUCCCAAGUACCAUCUGAAAAAAGGCACAACCUUCCUUUCAUAAAUAGGAAGGAACACUUUCCCUAAUAUGGUUUUCCACACCAGGCACUUUAAGGGUGCCCCUGAGCACAUGCAGAGUGGUUUUGUGUUGUUACAUAAGUUACAGGGAACCAGGCAGAGGGCCUUCUCGGUGGAGGCGCCCACCCUGUGGAACACCCUCCCACCAGAUGUCAAAGAGAAAAACAACUACCAGACUUUUAGAAGACAUCUGAAGGCAGCCCUGUUUAGGGAAGCUUUUAAUGUUUGAUGGACUACUGUAUUUUAAUAUUUUGUUGGAAGCUGCCCAGAGUGGCUGGGGAGACCCAGCCAGAUGGGUGGGAUAUAAAUAAAUCAUUAUUAUUAUUAUUAUUAUUAUUAUUAUUCGAUGUUGUAUAUUGGCUAAGAGGGAAGCUCCACCUCUGCCAUAAAUCCAUUAAUUUAGUUUGCUAGACUUACAUGACAAGGUAAGGGGCCCUGUGGCACUUUACAGGCAAGCAAACAUAAUUUGUUAAUGCUGGGGGGGGGUUGCACCAUUGCUUAGGAAUUUGAUGGCACUGGGUUUAUCUGCAUUCUACCAGGAUGGCUCAAUGGACGCAGAUGGCGCUGUGGGUUAAAUCACAGAGCCUAGGACUUGCUGAUGAGAAGAUCGGCGGUUCGAAUCCCUGCGACGGGGUGAGCUCCCGUUGCUCGUUCCCUGCUCCUGCCAACCUAGCAGUUCGAAAGCACGUCAAAGUGCAAGUAGAUAAAUAGGUACUGCUCUGGCGGGAAGGUAAACGGCGUUUCUGUGUGCUGCUCUGGUUCGCCAGAAGCGGCUGAGUCAUGCUGGCCACAUGACCCGGAAGCUGUAUGCCGGCUCCCUCGGCAAUAAAGUGAGAUGAGCGCCGCAACCCCAGAGUCGGUCACGACUGGACCUAAUGGUCAGGGGUCCCUUUACCUUUACCUUUACCUUUACCUUUACCAGGAUGGCUCAGUUGGUAGAGCAGGGGACUCUUCAUCUCAGGGUUGUGGGUUCGAGCCCCGUGUUGGGCAAAAGAUUCCUGCAUUGCAGGGGGUUGGACUAGAUGACCCUCGGUGUCCCUUCCGACUCUACAAUUCUAUCAUUCUAUGAGUUCAUCAACUGCGGCUGCAAGAGCAGAGUUAAAGGCAGCAAGUGACAUCAUGAAACAAUGGCAGGACAAACCACAGCUUCUUUCUUUCUUCCCUCCAGGUCCCACGCUGAAAAAACUUCAGGACAGGACUAUAUCCGAGUGAAAAUUGUUAAUGCCCUUAGUGACAUUGAGACCGCUGGCUGUGAUGUGCUCGUUCAAUGCGUGGUUCAGGAACUGCAGGUAACCCUACAGCUGCGUGAUACACCUCUGGGUUUGCCCUGUGGAUAGCUCAAUCAGCAGAGCAUGAGACUCUUAACCGCAAGGUUGUGAGUUCGAGCCCCACGUUGGGCAAAAAACACCUACAAGGCAGGGGGUUGGACUAGAUGACCCUCGAGGUCCCUUCCGACUCUACAAUUCUGUGAUUCUACUACAGUAUAUUGAAGGUGGCAGAAAUGCCGCUCCUAGGACAACGCCACUCAGCCAGUUAAAGGGUAUGCAUAGAAAGAGGAUUAAAAGAAAUAACUCACCACUCUUGAAACUUAUACAGAGGGCAGUAUAAAAAAAUUACAAAACAAAUUAUAACGAAUAAGGCGUCCAAAAAGGGCAAUAAGAACUUGGUUCUUGCUUUUCUCCUCCCUUCUGCCAUUCAUGCAUCAGGGCCGGGGCAUCAACCGUUGGCCAAUAUUUUUUUAUUGUCUGAGGCAAAGGGCACUGAAAUAUACUCGGAGUCGAGUGUGGAUUUCAUGCUCUUUAUUCAGCUCAUAGUGGUGAGGAGGAAUGGAAGUUCCCCCAAAACGUCUGCUUUAUAUACCUUAUUUACACAAUGGGCCCCACAUGAUUGGCUAUUUCCGGGAUUCUCCUGUAGGCCAAUCAGGUUGCGGAUUCACUUCCACCUGGAGCUGGAUUGGGUGGCUCCUGUGGACCAAUCAGACUGCUGCAUUCUGAAUCCUAUUGUUCUAGGACCAAUCAGACUGCUGCAUUUUGGAUCCUAUUCAACUCAGUACAUAACAGGCACGAUGGCACCCUCUCCUUAUUCCCACUGUACCAGUGGCUGAAUCUUACUUCAGCCCUGGCAACACUUCAGAAUAACAUCCUCCACUCUACUGACAGGCAGCUUAGUCUCUGUCCUCCAACAGAGAGGAGCAGCCCCAGGGCUUAGGAGGAAUAGCCAGGAGACUGCUAUUGUUGCCGUCCCCCAGCACCUGCCGCCUAAGGCUGCUGCUUCACUUUGCCUAAUGAUGGGGCCGGCACCGCCCACAAGCCUGGAGAAGGUCAGCCUGUUCUUGCCGUUCCUCUUCGCCACUGCAGCCAGCUUGAUCUGGUGAGGAAAUGGGAUGAGCAAGGAAACAACCGUACUGGAUGGAAGUGAGAAGGAGCUUCCACUGCCUGCUUUCUCAUUGUCUCUGUCUGGGAAGCAAGUUGUCGCAAGGUGAGGCAGAGGAGGAGGAGCUGGCAACAACAGACUGAUAGGGGAAUAAGACAGAGGGUGGGGGUCUUCGUGCCCAAGGCCUCCACCCCAUAUCUGGAGUCAGCACCGCCAGGUGAAAAAGAGGAAGGGGUUCCUGGGCCUUUAAUAGCACCUGCUAAAAUUCCCUCUUCUGCAGAACUCUUAACAGUGGAGGAGUCCUGUCCCCUCUUUGCAUCUAGCCACCCUUGUUGUGAUGGACCCAGCCUGGAAGGAGAAGGGUUAGUGAGAAUUGUCUGAGGUUACUGGUUGCCCUGCCCUCGCCAAUCUUAGUAAUGUAACAUACCAUAUUUUGAAAGACUUUUCAGUUCCUUUUUCCUAAUGUGCAAAAGUAGCAAAAUGCAAAUGUAGGAAAUUGCAAAUGUAGGAAAUUCUGUUCCAAAACCUGAACUGUUGCUCUUGUGUUGAACUUUCCCCCAGCCUAUUUUUAGAAAGUUUACCCAGAGAAAAUGGGCUUCCUGCACUGAUAUUAUUGAUGAAAUCAUAGCAACCGCCAUACAUCAUGUUUCUACGCUGAGAGCUCUCAAAGACCCUCUUCGCCAGGUAAGCUAAUGAAAAGGAGGAAGUUUUAUGUUUUUUCAAAGACCGGCACUGGGAUUAAUCAGUUCCUCUAGCCUAAGGCUGAAAAUGGGCAGUACAGUGGUACCUUGGCUUAAGAACAGCUUAGUUUAUGAACAACUUGGAUUAAGAACGCUGCAAACCCGGAAGUAGGUGUUUUGGUUUGUGAACUUUGCCUUGGAAGCAGAACAUGUUCCGCUUCCUGUUGAGUGUGUUCCAUUUGCAAAUUGAGUCCCCCGCUGCUAUGGGAAAGCACGCCUUGAUUUGAGAACGCCUUGGUUUAAGAGUGGACUUCUGGAAUGGAUUAAGUUUGUAAACAAAGGUACCACUGUAGUUUAUAAGAGAGUUUAAAACUGAGAAAGGCUUUGUUUUUGAUGCUGUACGCACACAUUUCCCUUAUGUAUGAGUGUAGUGCACCGUGUAGUGUUGGAGAAAUUUAAAAAGGCUUCCUAGAGUGGAGGUAUUGCUCCCAGAAAACCAAAAGAAAAGGAUGGAGGCUCUAGGUGAAAAUAUAUUGAAAUUCAGGGGAGAACUGAAAGGCUGGGGAAAGGGUUUAAACCACCCUUUGUUGAUGUUCUGCAGGGAUCCAGCAUUCACAGUUCUAGAUCUGCUGCCGAGCAUUUUAAGUUUGGCUCAAAGAAGAGAUCUCCUCCGUUUCAGUUCCUUGGCCUACCAAACCAGCUGCGCUCACUUAUCCUUCUCUACUGCUUGUUGUCCUUGACCUUUUUUCAGUUUCAGAAGCUCAAGGGCUUGACCAAACCACAAGAGCCCUUUUCCUUUGAAAGCUUGCUUUUCGUUCCAAAAAGCCAAUGUAAACUCACAAGGGAAGGGUCAUGCAUUCAAAUUUCCUACUUUUGUCUUCUUAAAAUAAUCUACCCAGCUAAUGAAGUUAAUUAUGAGAGCCAACAGUCAACGUGCAGCAGGAACUCUUCGGGGGGGGGGGGGGAGUUUAUGGUUCCCAUCUGAUAGUUCUUAUGCUUUGUACAUUGUUGGCGGUCAUAACUCACUCAAUGUUUAUUUUUUCUGAAGUCUUUUUGGAACAAAUUAUGGCCUAUUAAGAGAGCUCGUAAGCUAACAUGGUUACAGUUCAAUAACACCCCCCCCCAAAAAAAAAGUUUUCUGCAUUUCAGCUAUAUAAUUUAGAGAGGAGAUGUUUUGUUGCUGCUAUCAUUAAACGAAAGGGAACAAAAAUUCUUUGCAAUCCAGUACAGAUCACUCAGGAGAUCUUCCAGUAAACCCCAAUCUGCCUUCUAACCAUUCCUGCUCUAGAUAAUUAUAAAAACCAGUUUGUUUUCAGAAUAACCAGUUAGGCAAGUUUGGAAAGUCUUUCUCUUGGUAUUUUUAGAAUUCAAGCUAUAUUGAUUUGUGUGUGUCUUCUCUCUCCUUCGUCUGAUCGCAAAGGACUAACUACUUGCUUCUUUUGCUGUAGGCUGUCAUUGAGAAAAUUCACUUCUUUCUGGUCCAAGAGUACAUUUCAAGGCUUAUGAAGAAGAAGGUUAGCUUGAGGACCCCAGAACUGCAAAAGAACUUGUCUGAGCUCGUCCAACAGCAUGCCUCUAUUCUGUGCACGUUUUGCUUAGAGAAUGUAAGUCUUGUUUUUCACCAUGGGCUUUUCGGUCUCAACAUGCAGCCCCUGACAUUUAACAAGCUACUGCUGCAUGCUGUUAGGGAUGAUGAUAAUAAUAAUAAUAAUAAUAAUAAUAAUAAUAAUAAUAAUAAUAAAUUUAUUUAUAUCCCGCCCUCCCCAGCCGAAGCUGGGCUCAGGGUAGCUAACAACAAUAAAAUAAUACAACAUUCUAAAAUCAUUUCAUUAAAAUUAAUUCAACGCAAAUUGAUGGCAACCAUUAGGCUAAAGUUCUGUGAAGUUUGCCAAAGGAGGGAGUCAGGCUGUGCCCUAACCAAAGGCCUGGUGGAACAGCUCUGUCUUCCAGGCCCUGCGGAAAGAUGUCAAGUCCCGCAGGGCCCUAGUCUCUUGUGACAGAGCAUUCCACCAGAUCGGGGCCAUCACUGAGAAGGCCCUGGCUCUAGUUGAGGCCAGCCUAACCUCUCUGUGGCCUGGGACCUUUAGGAUGUUUUUGUUUGAAGACCGUAAGUUCCUCUGUGGGACAUACCAGGAGAGGCGGUCCCGUAGGUACGAGGGUCCUAGGCCAUAUAGGGCUUUAAAGGAUGAGAGAGAAAUGUGAUUCAGUUUGCAUUUAAAGAUGAACCUACCUAAUUUUCACUUUCUGAAACAAUGCACGAAAUGAAGCACAGCCAUCCUUCGAAUCUUACCCUUCUCCAGAUGUUGCCAUGCAGUUCUCCAGCCAAGCAAUGUGUACAGAAAUGCAUGUACCCAUGUAGUGUGUGCAUAAGAAUACACAUCUUUGUGAAAAGAAUGUACAAAAUUGCAUUGCCUUGGGGAAGACUAUUUGCAAACAUUCCUGUGUUGGGCAAAAUCGCUUACAAAUCUAUAUAUUAGGAGAAAUUCACACCAGAGUGUCGGUGAAUUUUUGUGAGGAUAUAUUUAUAUAUAUAUAUAAAAAAGUAAUCACAAACUGAUGGGCAAAUGUGGAGGACUGAAGAUUAGAAAAAAUCAAAAUUGAUAGUCACCCAUCGCUAGGUGCUAUGAAGCAUUUUUUGUGCAUAAUGCUCAGCACGUAUGGUUGGGAAUAAGCCUUGUUUGACAUCCUCAUUUCCAAAUAAGGGCAGGUCCAAAUCAUACAUUUAAAGCACAUCCAACACAUAUUUAAAGCACAUGCCUUCUCCAAAAGAAUCCUGGGAACUGUCGUUCUCUGUACUCUUAACAAACUACAGUUCCCAUGAUUCUUUGGGGAAGCCAUUUGCUUUAAGUGUGUGGUGUGGAUCAUCCCGACACAUGCACAGGCAAGAGAGUUGACAAACAAAAAUGGCAGGAAAGGGGAAGCUAACCGGACUAGAACCCACAGUCCAAGUUUAAGGAGUCCAAGAUCAGGGCAAGGAAGAGGUCAGAACUGCAUGAAAGCCACACAGUUGUCCCAACAAGUUGGCAUGCCCAACCACCAAGCUUCAAAGGUGAACUUCCUCAUGAGGCUCCUGGGCCUUGCGAGACUGUUGAGUGUGCAGACUAAACUGAGGUGGGUGCAUCUCUUCCCAGUGACGGAUGCGCCACCCAGGCUGUACCCCCCACUGCAGCCCCUGGUUCCUCUACCUCUAAUGGUGGGCUGGUGCUCUCCCUCCGUUGCUGUGCUCCAGUCUCCAGGGCUGAAGAAGGGAAAUGGGAUGCCUGCUUCCCCAGCCAGGGCUGCCACAUCCCAUCUCUUCCAGCCUCUGUGCCCUGGCCUCAACCCCCUCAGGUCAUUCUCUGAUUCCUCCUCCUCCAUCUCAGCCUUCUGCUUCAUCUUUGAGCCCAGCAAUGUCUCGGAACUCACAACUCUUGGCUUCCAGUGAACAAAUUUUAGCAAAACAUAUCUUUGGCAAGAUAUAUACCACAUCACAUCUGUAUAUUAAGCUGUUAAAAUAUUAUUUAAGAUGUAUAAUCUGGUAUCAUGGUUAUAAUGGAGCCAGAUGUCUGUCUUCAUAUCCACAUGUCUUCGGUGUGAAAUGUAGAGUGCCGCAGUCUAGAAUUUCUGUGUACUUUUAUAGGGCAGGGUAUUGAGAUGCAAGAAACAUGAGCUGAAGAGGUGGGGACAUUUUGAGGGUGCCAGAUAUUCAACAUCUGGCAAAAGUUGAAGUGUGUGUUUUGAAAUGUUCUUUAGCAGAAUAAAUAAAUAGCAACAUAGUUUUCAACCUGUUUGCCUUCAUGGGACAUGUUUCCAAUAUGGCUUGUCUGCCAAGAAUCUCCUGAGCAGAUUUUUUCAAAUUAUGGUGGGGACUCUGCCUUGAGGGUCUCAGGGUCUCCAUAGCAGUCUAGCCGUUUCCAGCCUUGUGAUUCUAUAUUUUGAGUAUAUGGGUGGCCUAAUUUUUAUCUGGGAAUCUGCAUGUUGACUGACUCAGUGUGGUCUUUUUAACUUGAUAGGGGUCCACUGCCAAAUGGCUGGGUUAUGCUCUCCCAAGCCUGGCUGAAAUCAUCAAACUCCAAGGUACAGAUACCGUCAUGGUUGAAGUCGGAAUGCUUGCCAGUAAAUAUCCAGAUAUCAGGUAAGAGGAAAAGAAUUUAUGACCUCACUUCUCGGGUUGCCAACACAGAACCACCCUAUGUAGAUCUCCUCAGAUGUAAUUGGGGCUUACAUAGAAUUGUUCAUUCAGUUUCUUGGACAGGUUCCUCAUCCCUGAGCCUCACCAGUUUGCCUUCUGUGAAAUGGGUAUUUUAUUGUGCUUUGUGAGGUCCAGUGUGCAUGUUGGGUUGGGUUUGCGCCCCAUGGCAGCCAUUUUGUGGUGGUGCCCAAAUGUACCCAGGGGCCUCAAAAGGUUGGCAACUCCUGGGUUACUUGGAAACUUUGAGCCAGUGUGGCAGCAGUGCCACACUUGGGUAAGAUAGCUGGUUGCUGACUUUGAGCCACUGCCUCAGCACCACCCCCAUGAAAUAAGACACCACAGAUUUGGUAAACUUGAGUAGUAUAAUCCAGCUAGGACGUUUUUGCAGCAGGCAGACAUAACUGCUGAUAUAAUCACAUGCCUGCCAUCUUCACAGAGCAGGCAUAGGCAAACUCGGCCCUCCAGAUGUUUUGAGACUACAAUUCCCAUCAUCCCUGACCACUGGUCCUGUUAGCUAGGGAUGAUGGGAGUUGUAGUCCCAAAACAUCUGGAGGUCUAGAGCAGUGAAAGCAUGAGAUUGCUCCCUCAACAAACGCUUCUCGCUUCUCUCGCUUCUUCCAGACAUAGCCUGGCGAAGCCUAAAUUAGGCCAUAUGUUCACUAUAGCACCUUUAAAGCACAAUCAUACCUUUUUUGUAAUGUUUUUAUUUAUUUUUCAUGGUACAGGCGAUACAUUUUGAGAAAGCAAUUGUUACAACAGUAAACAACAAAUAACUUGCCCUGAUAAAAUUACAGACUUUUGUCAUGCUGUGUAAUAAAGUUUUGUUUGAUUGGUCUAAGAGAUCACGCCACAUUUUCCCAUGAGUGUUGGGUGGAUUCCUGCCUCCGUCUGAACAAUUUACGUAUUCAAUAAACAUUCGCCACAUGUUAUAAAAGGAAAAGGGGUUGUGUCUUCCCUUUGCCACUCUGGCCUGGCUUAUUAAUUUCCCAGUCAAUGCUGUUGACCGUACUCUAGUAUCUGUGUCCAGCCCAAUGCCAGUUUUGCAACAUCUAGCAGCAGUCAUGGUUUCCCCCAAAGAAUUCUGGGAAUUGUAGCUGCUGAGAGUUGCUAGGCGACCCCUAUUACCUUCACAGAGGUACAAUUCCCAGUUUAACAAUCAAUCCCUCUUCCCAGGGAACUCUGGGAAUUGCAGCUCUGUGGAAGCUAUGUCUAUUUAAAGUGGUAUCACAGUGCUUUAGCUGCAGGUUGGGAAUCUAUUCCCACUUCAAUGAAACACUUCCACACCUGGCAUUUUGCUGGCGAAUUGAUCUAAAUUAGAGUGCCAAUCCCUCCCAUCCCAUGCAUUAAAAGGGUGCCUCUCAUACUGAUUGCCACUAGUCCUCAUGAGUACAGGAGCACAGGAGGCAGAGUUAAUGUCAAGAGAACUGCAAUGUUGGCUGUAAACUCCCCCAACAGGAAAUACCUGUUGAACAACAAGGUCCUUCCUCUUUUAGUCACAUCCCGUCACUUGCUGCCUUUCCUGCUAGGAAAGACAUGUAGAAACACUAUUCGAUACGUGUAUCUUUUAAUAUUCUCAUCUGCAGGGCAACCAAAUUGAUCAAGGGGGUAGAUUAACUUCCCUAUGAGGAAAAGUUGCAGAGUUCUGGUUUCCCCAGCCACUCUGGGCGGCUCCCAACAUAAUAUUAAAAACAUGAUGAAACAUCACACAUUAAAAACUUCCCUAAACAGGGCUGCCUUCAGAUAUCUACUCAAAGUCAGAUAGUUGUUUUUCCUUGACAUCUGAAGAGGGGGCGCCACUACCAAGAAGGCCCUGCAACUGCACUUGACGCAGUGAGGGAGCUGCCAGAAGGCCCUCAGUGCUGGACCUCAGUGUCCGGGCUGAACGAUGGGGGUGGAGAUGCUCCUUCAGGUAUACUGGACCAAGGCCAUUUAGGGCUUUAAAGGUCAGCACCAACACUUUGAAUUGUGCUCGGAAACGUACUGGGAGCCAAUGUAGGUCUUUCAGAACCGGUAUUAUAUGGUCUUGGCGGCCUACGUGCAAACUUCCCACAGGUAUCUUGGUCAGCCCCUGUGGGAACAGAAUACUGAAGUAGAUCGGCCAUUGGCCUGAUUCCUGUAGCCUCUUCUUAGGUUCUUAGAUAAAUCAGGGACAGUAGUCGAGUUCAGAGAGUUGGGAGUCUCAGAUUUGCUCUCUUUUGUUGAAUAUUUCUACUGCCUCUAUGUUGCUGUAUCCUUUCAAAUUCUGACGCUCCGUGUUUCCUCUUUGACAGCAAGGAGCACCUCUCCGCCAUCUUGUACAUCAAAGGAAACUUGUCCCGCAAUGAAACCAGAAACAUCCUGAGUGUGCUGGACAUCGGCAUAACUGCUACCUUGCCCCAUAAACACUUGUUUUCAACAAUCAGGGUGUGAUGAGCUUGCCUAUUGCCUCUUGCUUGACUCAAACAGCUGCCAUUCAUGGGAGACCUGAAUUCAGCUCCAGCCUCCUUCCAGACUCAGCCACAUAGUUCAAAAACCAACCCUGGGUCCUAGUUUUGGGAAAAGCGGCUUGAUCUUUACGCUGCUACCAGAAUGCCAGGAUAAAAUGGAAGUUGGCUUAGAGGUCCCACCAGAUUCAAGGGCCUGUGAAGUCUCCAGCAUUUCCUCUGCCGCCUCAGUUUUCCCCAUCUCGAAAAUGGGAUGGAAUCUCUGUCAGGCUACCUCACUUGGGUGGUGCUGGUGUGAUGCCAAAGGGAAGCCUUCGCUUACUGUUCCUUGUUAAAGCACUUGACAGAAAAGCACAGUAACUCUUUGCACAUGUUUCUUCCUUAAAGGGGAAUAGAAAGAAUCCUUUGUAAAAUGGAUGGAGGAAAAUGGAAAAGUCCUCAAAAUGUAAAUAGCUCUUGGAAUGUGGUCUUGGGUUUUUUUAUUAAAAACAAAAUGAAGUAGAAACUCCCAAAAGCUGCUUCUUCAGUGAAAAGCCCUUUUGGGCUCUAGGUAGAUGACUGUGAAAACCACAUGUAAAAUUGCAAUGUUUUGCUCGAUAGUUUGUAUUGAUAACGUACUAGCAUCUUAAUGACAGUCUGUGUGAUAUCAGGAUUGCUGUUGGUGUGGCUUAGGGAUUAGAUGCUACACUUGGAACUGGGUUCAAGUUUCUGCUUCGGCCACAAACGAUGGUUUUCAGGCAAGACACCCUGUCCCAGCCUCUCUUUUUUCUUUUUCUUUUUGAAUUUCAUUUCUCUUUUUUUAACCUUUCUGUAAACCACUUUGAUGGCGUCAGUCUGUGGAGCAGUUUGUAAAUAAGAUAAACAGCCAGCCUCACAAGGUUAUUGCCAUAAAAUCAAUGAAGUAUUUUCAUUUACGCUGCCUUGAGCUGCUUGGAACAAGCAGGAUACAAAUGUUAAUAAUAAUAAUAUUAAUAUUAAUAAUAAUAAUAUUGUUAAUGUAUCUAUAAAACGAUUGUAAAUAUGCCACUGUACAGAUGUUGCUUCAAUGUUUGCUUGUCAGUCUCCUGGUCCAUAGUGAUUGUUUUGCUAUCCAGUGGUUGUCUGUUUUUUUAGUUAAAGCAUCCCAUGUUGUCAUUGUAUACCGAGUUGUACAAAAUAAAGAUGCACUUAUAAUAUUUAGUAAAGGUGUCGUUGAUCUCUUCCCAUCCUCCAGCUUUUAGGAGCAUGUUUUGAAAGCCAAGGGUUAGAAUUUGCCCCCUAGAGAAAGUGGAAAGCAAGAACAGAGACGUGGUUAAUGCUAGAAGUAAGCCAGGAAAGGGAAAAAAGUCUGGAAGCUAAAAUUUGAAGACAGGGCAGGUCCUACUGUUGGGUAACAUGGGACCAAAAUUUUUGGGAUGCCAUUAAAUCAUGGAUUUUUACCCUUUAGGGAGACCAGAGUAUUUGCUACCCACCAACGUCAAGGGGAUUUCUUUCUCUUUAAUGCUGCCCACCAGAUCACAGUUUGCUGGGAUGUUUUUGCCUCUGCGCAUGGGUCUGAGAAUGUUCUGAACAGUUCACAUUGAGUUCAUGAAACAUCACACCCUGACCUGUUCUUAAUGCAUUGUUGACCACAUCUACGGACUGCGAUUGUUAUGUUCUUUCAAGUCAUGCAAUAUCAAUCACUAGUAACCAUGUGUUCCCUUUCCCAACCCUCAGGAUUAAUGCCCUUGCAUUGUACAGUGGUGCCCCGCAAGACGAAUGCCUCGCAAGACGGAAAACCCGCUAGACGAAAGGGUUUUCCGUUUUGGAGGUGCUUCGCAAAACGAAUUUCCUAUGGGCUUGCUUCGCAAGACGAAAAUGUCUUGCGAGUUCCUGCAGGGUUUUUUUCCUUUCCCCCCCUUUUUCCCAAGCCGCUAAGCCGCUUAUCAGCUGAUCCUAAGCCGCUAAGCCGCUUAACAGCUGAUCCGUUAAGCCGCUUAUAGCUGAUCCGCUAAGCCGCUUAACAGCUGAUCCGCUAAGCCGCUUAUCAGCUGAUCCGCUAAGCCGCUUAACAGCUGAUCCGCUAAGCCGCUAAUAGCGCUGAUCCGCUAAGCCACUAAUGGGCUUGCUUCGCAAGACGGAAAAAACCGCAAGACGAAGAGACUCGCGGAACGGAUUCUUUUCUUCUUGCGAGGCACCACUGUAUUCAUGUUAACCAAUCAGCAACAAGCACAUAUGUGGUAAUGCUGUAAUAGUCAGUAAAAGGGACUCUCCGAGACAUGCUCAAGAGAUGCCUCGCGUAUGACA